This is a messenger RNA of Microdochium trichocladiopsis, 1107 nucleotides long. RefSeq lists its product as uncharacterized. The transcript has 2 exons. The record is from RefSeq and is a predicted model, not a curated record. Lineage: Eukaryota; Fungi; Ascomycota; Sordariomycetes; Xylariales; Microdochiaceae. The coding region runs from base 1 to 1107 and encodes 368 amino acids.
AUGGAGCCCCAAAUUCUCGACGAGCACGGCGAUCUUGUGCUAGUCAUCACCAGUCGCUGGCCCGUGGGCCCAGACGCCUCGCAGUUUCGAGUGUCGUCAAAGGCACUCAUCAGCGCCUCGCCCACCUUCGAAGCCAUCCUCACCGUCAUUCCGGCUCCUCAUCCCGGGGCGGACGGUCCUCCUGCCACUACCCAGAGGACUGUCCAGUUGCCCACGCAGCUCCCAGGCUCGUUCGGCUACCUCCUCAGUCUUUUGCACGGCCAGGCCAUCUCUCUUCGACCCACCGAUGAUUCCAAGGCAGCAGCCACUGAGAGUGUUCGUCUGAUGCUCGAGUUGGUUAUCCUAGCCACCUUGUACUCCUGCAUUCACCUUACCGCUUCUUAUGCCAAGGACUGGGAAAGCCAUUGUAACGCCACCGGCAGGAUGUGUGAGAACGACAAUGACCCAGGCACGUACAUCAGCAUUGCAGCCAUCGCAUACCAGAUUGGCGCGCCACGCCUGUAUCGUACGGCAGUCUCACACUUAAUCCGGGCCAUGGAACCGGCACCGACUGCAACAUGGAACAUUGGGUGGAAGUAUCUGCCACCAGAUCUCAUAGCGACCAUCAAUGGCCAGCGCGUUCAAAUGCUGGAACAGUUUCUGCGCCCCGUGGUGGCCGCCCUCAAGGCACUUCAAAAUGCAUUCCCGUACGCAUUCACCCCAGAUCCGCCGAAGCACGUCUGCAGUACCGAAGCCGAGAAAAGGCACUGUGCCGAGUUGAAUCUCAAACACCUGGUCUGGCAACUCAACCAGGUCGGGCUGUGGCCACUGCCGACCUCACCUCACGUAGCCCCGAAGCGUGUCCAGGCGAGUCUUCGCCGUGUGCUGCAUGCCAGUGUUUCGAAGGAUUACGAAGUCUGGCGGCCACGGUGCGCUUCCGUGAGGUCAGAGGAUCAGAGGAUACGCAACUCGCCCUCCCAACCCUGGUCGCACCGACCCAUUUCGAUGAAUCCUUACAAGGAAUCGCACAUUUAUGAGCCCCGAGCGGCCGAAUCUCAUUUCAUGAUGGCCCGCAGGUGCGCCAUUGUCGUUCCCUCUCAUCGGCCUCCGAAGGAGGAUGCCUGCUAA